Molecule: messenger RNA, 1422 nt
Organism: Neltuma alba
Lineage: Eukaryota; Viridiplantae; Streptophyta; Magnoliopsida; Fabales; Fabaceae
Product: SHUGOSHIN 2
Exons: 14
Coding region: 27-1244 (405 amino acids)
Biological process (GO): meiotic sister chromatid segregation; maintenance of meiotic sister chromatid cohesion
Cellular component (GO): chromosome, centromeric region; nucleus
Source: RefSeq, a predicted model, not a curated record
AUUUCGUUGGGGGCCCAACGAAGAAAAUGCUGACUGACAUAACAAAUUUGCAGCAGGAGCACCUAAAGCCAUCAAACCAACCUGCCAAGAAGCAAUCUGCUACCCUAGGAGUUGACGAAUCUACUGACCAACUUCUGAAGGAAAAUGCGAUGCUGAUGAAGCUUCUGGCAAGCAGAAAUGCUAUUAUAGAAUCAAGUAAAGCAGAGCUACAGAAAUUGCAAGGCAAUUUUCAGAAACUGAGCAUGCAAAAUGUGGAUCUUGCUCGGGCAAAUAGCCAGAUGUUGGUGGAACUUAAUUCUAGUAGACAGAGGCUGAGGGAACUCCAGCUUGAACUAGGAUGCAAAAAUGGCAUACUCAAAGCUGCGAAAUUAGAACCAAAGGAAAAAAAGCAGACAUCAAAAUUGAAAGAUAAAAUCACUGCAAAUGAGAGUCAGCUAUCGGGUCAAACUUUUAAAGCAGAUGGAAGAGAGGAUAUUCUUUCCGAUGCCAAAAGGAGAAAAGUCUCUAAAUCUCAAUCUUCUGGAUCUGCUGUUAUUAAACAAGCUAACCCCAAAGAGAAGGUCGACAACCAAAGGCACUGUUUGAGGACGCAGUCUAUGGGGUUCAAAUAUGAAAAGCCAGGGGUCACAGAAGAUUCCUUAGAGAUUGAUGACACCAAACCAUGUGUAUCUCAUCUGCAAGAAAAUCUGGUAAAAAGAAAGGGACCAACAGCAUUGGGAACAACAGCUAAAGAAGAAACCAGAGUAGACACUGAAUAUGCAGGACCUUCUUCCAUUGUGCAAAUUCCCUUAGGGAAUAUCGAAAACAGAAGGCAAAGUUUGAGAAGGCAAUCUGCUAGGUUUAGGACUGAAAUAUCAGAAUCAACUGAAGAAACCAGAGAAGACACUAAAUUUUCAGGGCUUCCUACUGUUGAGCAAGUUGACAGAAAGGAGAAUGUUGAUAAGAGAAUUAUGAGAAGGCAAUCUGCCAGGUUAAAGCCUGAAGAUCCUAAACCAACUGAAGACUUGUUUGAGAUUGAUGAUCCAAACUUUGCUGUUCCUUUACACGAUAGUGUAAUAAAGAGAAGCAGUCCAUCAACCUCAUGUGUGGAUUCUGGACAACAAAUGAAAGAAAAUCAUUCCAUUAAGUUUGAACCUCAGGAAGUUCGAAGAUCAUCUGUUGGGAGGCCACUGCGUCGAGCUGUUGAAAAGGUUCAGAGCUACAAGGAAAUUCCAAGGAAUGUGAAGCUGCGCAGAGCUGACUGAAUUAUAGGUGGAUGAAAAGCAAAGUGAAGUUCAAUCCCGCGAUAUUAAGUUCUUUGCUUCUUAUAGCUUUCUUGUUUGGACCCCAUUCUUGACACUUGAAAAGAAAGAAUACAAACUGAAGCUUGUUCUGCUGCGAUUAUCUCUUGAUGAUGAAAUGGAGAACACAUUAUGCAUAAGA